This is a messenger RNA of Trichobilharzia szidati, 5809 nucleotides long. The record is from the annotation of a GenBank genome assembly. NCBI's taxonomy places the organism in Eukaryota, Metazoa, Platyhelminthes, Trematoda, Strigeidida, Schistosomatidae.
AUGAGUUUAUUAAAAGGGAUUUUAGAACUUGAAAGUUUGGAAUUAGAAGAGAAUGCUUUAAUGGAACUUAUUGACCUACCGACUUGGUUACUUUUACGUAAAGCACACUGUAAAAAUGUUGUAGCCAAGAUACACUGGACAAAGUUGAAAACUCAUCCUAUCCUUAUUACUAUUGAUCAUAUUGACAUUGAAGUGCAAGCAUUGGAUGAACCACGUCCAGCGUCGGAUUCACCAGUGGCCAAUUACAGAGGUGGAUCUGGUAAAUAUGGUUUCAGUGAUAAAGUUAUUGACGGUGUUACAAUUCAAGUGAAUUCGAUUGUUAUUGAAUUGUUCGCCCAAGCCUUUCAAGGUUCAGUUGAACUUUCUAGGUUUUGUGUAAUGAGUAAAUCACCGAACUGGAGAAAUUGUCUGUUGAAUUUAACAACUCUCAUAUUGCCACAAUAUGAUUCAAUAUUAAUAUUCAAAGAAGUCACUUGGGAGUCUGCACGUAUUGUCGCUGAUGGUUUGCUGACUGAACUUCGUGGUACACCGGUUAAACUUAUCACAAAUCAAUCCCGUAUUCGUCUUACAUUGAAAAAACGAUUAUCUGACGGUGCAUUGAUUAGUUCACGAAUUCGUUUGAUACUUGACGAUUUGUUAUGGGUUUUCACAUUGCCACAAGUUGAAGCAGCUAUUGUUUUUGCUCGUUCUUUAGAGCAUUCAAUACAUUUAGCUAGUGAGCAAAGCAAGAAAUUUGCUGCAGAUAAGGCAAAGCGACAAACUGUCACCAGGGUUACACCGGAAACACCGUCUGUUAUUAAUAGUAACAAUAUUAAUAAUAAUGUAAAUUCUAACAAUGCUAACAGUAGCAAAACAUCUUAUCAUGUGACUGUUAGUCGUACAGAAUUACACUUUUGUGAUGAAACUAAAGAAAAAAUUCAUCUCACUCCUAAUGUAACACCAAAUGGAUCUAUACGCGUUAACCUAACUAAUUUAUGCAUAGAUUGGUAUCCAUAUCAUUUGGAAGUUUCUCCAGAAUUACCUUGGCCUGGAUGUCAAGAAUUUCAUGGGGCACGGGAUAACUGGUUAAAGGGAAUAAAUCCUGUUCACUUUAAUCAUAGUAAACCAUAUAAAGAUGAUUCUCCUACCUUCAGUAACCAAUCGUUAAUACUUGAUUGUAAUGCCUUCAAAUCUGUGAAUACAUCAAUUCUUCAGAGUGUUGGUAUUCUACGUUUAGGUGAUAUCAGUGUAUCGUGUGUCUCCUAUCCUGGAAAUUUAUCAACAAAGAAAUCAUCAACUAAUAAACACUUUCUAUCUCACUCUGUAUUGAAUAAUCCUCGAAUACAUACAGAAUUACCGAUUGAUAAGAAUAUUUUUAUUGGAUCAGAUAAACACUUGCAUAAUCUACCGGAGACAACAUUAUUUUUAACAAUCGAAUUAAGAAAUUAUUAUCAUGUCGAUGCAGGAGUAGAUUCAUGUACACAUAAUAAUAAUAAUAAGUCCUUACCGUGUUCAUUAUUUUGUCAAGUGAAUCCUUUCUAUAUCAAUUUUGAUGCAGACACUGUUAUAUGGUUAAAUGUCUUUUUGUUGACGUUGUACGUGAAUUUGUCUACUUUCCUAUCUAGUAGUAGUAGCAGAGAUAGAAACACUACAAAACAACAGAAUAAAAUGUUCGACCUAAACCGGUAUCAUAUACGCUUUGAAGCUCUUAUGCCUCGAUUAAUAUUCUCGGUAAUUGGACAGUUAAACCAAAGUCUAAGUACAUCAGGUUGGAGUGGACCACAUGCUCUUGUUUUACAGGCGGAUCAAGUAAUUGUCCAAUCAUUGGCAGCUCCUAUAUCUUUACACGUGGCUAAUUGUCUACAAAGAUUAGUUGAUCAUUUACAAAUGAAUUCAAGCCAAUUUAUUGCAACUGCUGACUUCACAGACAAUCCAUUCAGUUCACAAUCUGCUCUUCAUAAACCACCAGAUUGGAGUAAAUUUUAUAAACUUAUUCAAUCAGCUACAGAAUCUGGUUAUUUAUAUCCUAAUUUUGAAGAACAGUUUUGGUGUCUUCAUUGUCCAAAUGUAUGGGUUGAAUUUCUCACUGUAGUUAAUAUGAGCUGUCCAUCUCAUGAUGUUGUCAAUUCAGAUUUCAUUGCUGCUGAUGUCAAUAAUGGUAGUAAUAGUCAUGAUAAUACUACUGGUAAUCAAAUGAAUGAAUAUACAAUAUAUCGUCAAACAUUAAUUGAAUCCUUCCCUUUAACUGUAUGGACAUUAUUACCGAUUAAAAUGCCUUUGUCUGGAACAACAACAACCCUUAAUGGUGAAACAAUGAACUCUCAUUCCCCUAUUUCUCUAUUAAUUGAUAUUGAUAAUAAAUUGAUUCCUAUGGAUUCUCAGUCAUCAUUGUCGUCGGCGUUAUCGUCAUCUAACAGAAAUGAAAAUAUCAGCGAUAACAGUGGUCAGUGUCCAAUUAAAUUUUCCUUAGGUUCAAUUGACCAAUUAUCAGCAAAUCGUGGCCUAUUAUCAUGGCUCUUAGAAACUUCAUCUGUUUGUGAUAAACUUUUCAAAUUACCUGAUGCACUAGAUCAUAUGCUUUUUUUAUAUUGUAUAUAUAAUCAGAUUUCUUAUUUACGAACUCAUUUAUGCCUUGAUUAUCAAGAGUUUGCAGAUAUGACAGAGUGUGGAACUUCUACUGAUCUCAAAGACACCACUAAAAAAAAUGAAAAUAGUGAUGGUCGCUGUAGUCAACUGUUUUAUACUCUUAGUUUUUCUACUCUACGAUCAAUUGAAAUGAGUAUGAAUAUAUACUGUAACAAUAAACAAGAUAACAAAAUAAGUAAUUCAAUAUUACUGCCUAAUAAUUUAAAAAGCGAUUCUGUCUGUACAAGUGAGGAUAACAGUCUACCGAAUACACCUUCGAAUAUGUUAUCUUCAGGUGUACAUUUCUUUCCAUAUAAAACAUCAUCUUCAAAACAUACUGCUUCUUCUACUGCUAUUGCUAACACUACUGCAACAACUCUUCCUACCCAGUCACAUCCGUUGCAGUCGUCAAGACCUCCAUCAUCACUUGGUCAUCAUAAUUCUGUGUGUACAUCUUCAGUAGAUUCCAUAUCAACAAAAAAUGAAACUGUUAAUUCACCACUGACGUCAAAUGAUAAAUUAAACAUGUUAAACAGAACACUUCUUCGACUUUCAAUGCGUGGACGUAUAAAAUCAUCAGAAGAUAGACCAGAGACUACUUUGAUAAAUAAUGAUGACAGGGUUAAUUGUCCUGCUGAAUCUGUUACUGUUAAUACAAUAACUGACAAUAGUAAAAGUAAUAACAAGUCAUUAUGUAAUCCACCGUUGAUACAACUUCGAAAUCAGUCAACUCAUUCAACACUGGAUAACAGUAAUAAUAAACAGAAAGGCUAUAAUAUUGCUUCAUUCGAUUUAUCUGAUCAUGUAAAAUUAAUUGAUGGAAAUAACAUUAUGAAUACUAAUCACUCUAACAACAAGAGUAAUAAUAAUAAACCAAUUAAACAAUUCUCUGAACAAAAUCUUUUUAUGCUUAAUCCUGUUGUGGAUGAUGUUUGGUACAGUAAUGCACCAACUAAUAAUAUAAAUGAAAGAUAUUCAAUUUCCAGUGAUUUAUCCGAUGUACAAAGUAUUAGCAGUUCAACAGAUGAUUGGAUUAAACCGUACGAAGUAUUAUCCAAUCUUAAGUCAUCCUAUAUUAAAGGUAGUAAUGAUAUUCUAUGGUUAUCACAUGAUAGAACUCCAAAUGUUCAUUACCAUCCGAAUCCAAAUCCUCCGCCUUCCACUUAUCAACAACGACAACAAGAGCAACAAUAUCACCAUCGACUAGAGGAAAUUCAGCAACCCUCCAACUCGUCAUCAACAUCUUCAGCGUCAUCACUGUUACUAGGUCCAGAUGAAAUUGGUUCAGAUAUGCUGGAAUUCGAUGUUUUCAUGCAGGCAUCUAUUUCUGGUAAAACACAAACAAUUGAACAUUGUCAACAAUUGAAGCCAACAAAUCAUUUUAAUGAUCAUCAUUAUGACAGUGAGAAAUUCUGUAGAUGGAAACAGUCGAAUUUUUCAAAUGUUAUUAUUUAUUUGGAUGGAUUUCUGUGUGAAGCAGAUGCCAGCAAUUUGGAAUCACGAUUCUGGAUUUUGUUUAAAUCACUUCGAGCAUAUGUUCAAUCUGAAGAAGUAGAAAAAGAGCAUUCAAACUCUGUCGUGUCAACUGGCGAUGUAAAUAAUAAACUGAGGUGUACUACUACUAUGUCAUCACAGUCAUCUAACACCCACUUAUGGUCUGUAUUUUUAAGUCUUGGUGGAGAUCCUGUUUCUUCUGGACUGUCAUCCAAACUACUUAAACCAUCGGAUUAUAAUUACCCAUGGAUGUAUGCUAGAGCUGUUCUAUUGGCUAAUUGGGAGUUUGAUAUUCCGUCAACAAUACAACAAUUAUGUAUACAACUAUGGAAACAGAUUAAUACUCAUGAAGGUGUUAAACAAAUGAUUUCCAAAAAUAAUGAUAAUAAUAAUAUUAGUUGCAAUAGUUCAUCAGCAUCACCUCCAAAAUGUGCAUUUAGUGUAUUAAUGAAAGAAGGAGACUUAAAAGUGAGACUUACUUCUCCAGAUACUAAUGAUAAUUCUGAAAAGAUACAACUUUUAAAACAGUUUUGUUUACAACAAGGCUUGGUCAUCACACUAACAGAAAAUGGGAUAUUUCAAAUCUAUGCCGAACAUAAUACCGAUGAACAGGUUGAAAAAAGGAAAUCACAUCCAUUGAAUACGUUUAAUGAAUCUAUAAGUUUUCAGAAUGUCUUACCUGUAAAUAGCUCAAGUACAUUUCAGCAUAAUAUUUUAAUUAAUCGUUAUGCAACAGAGAAUAAGAUAUUAAAAGAUAAGAUUGAAGCUUUAACAGCUGAAUUACAACAACUGAAAUCACUACAUUCAAAGAAAUGAUUCCAUCACAGAUAAGCUAAAUGUCAACUUUUCUCUUCUUUAUUUUUCCUUAGAAAAAAGAGGGAUUUUUUUCAACAUCAUAUUCUCCCUGUAUUUUUACUUCAUUCCACUUCGUAUAUUGCCUCUCCCUCUCAUCCGAUAAAAAGUAACGAUGAACAGAUGCCCUGAUGACGUCUUCCACUCCGAAAGCGAAAUAACUUAGAUUCCAGUAUUCUUGUAAAGCAUAAAAACACAAACAGACAAAGUAGAGGCAGUCUUCCUUAAUAUGACUCAUUGACUUACGCAUUCCGGCUCUCCCACUUACUCUUCAGCCGUCACACAAUAAAAUAUGACUUAUCACGUGAUGAUACAUGGGAAAUCUGUCCCAGGUAACACUGGGUUUUAACAAACAUAACAAAUUUCUUCGAUCCACCUGAACAUAUCUCUUUUCCUUUCAUUCCAUUGUUUGACUGAUACUUCUUUCCGUUUGUUUACAUAUAUACGAUUGUGUGUACAUUAUUCAUGUAUAAAUGCUUGUGUGUGUGGGCACCAAAGAUAAUGGAUAAUUUUAUUUCUAUAUCAUUAUUAUUUCCCGAAAUGUAAAGCAAUAUAAGACUUACUGCUAAUUCAAGGUACAUUUACUUAUUGCUCCCCUGUGUACAGUUUUUAUUUUUGUUUACUUAUUGCUUUACUUUUUGUCUAAUUUUUUUUAUUGAAUUUAGGAUAUAUUAAUCUGUCGAUCUGUUUAUUUAUUUUACUGAUUCACAACCUUGAAGAUCAUUCACUUUACACAAUUUGUCUCUAGUCGAACAUAAUAAUACAGAAACAAACAUUUCACUAUAUAUAUAUAGCUUUUAAAAGAUAAUUACUUUGAUUAAAACUGGUUUGAUUAUAUCAUUUCUAUUGCUACUAGGUG